Molecule: messenger RNA, 484 nt
Organism: Drosophila arizonae
Lineage: Eukaryota; Metazoa; Arthropoda; Insecta; Diptera; Drosophilidae
Gene: Tbca
Product: Tubulin binding cofactor A
Biological process (GO): post-chaperonin tubulin folding pathway; tubulin complex assembly
Cellular component (GO): cytosol; microtubule cytoskeleton
Molecular function (GO): beta-tubulin binding
Source: RefSeq, a predicted model, not a curated record
UAAAUUAAAUUAAAUAAAAAAUUCGAAGGCUACAUUUUAUAUUGACAACAAUAUAGCAUUUAUAGCUGUACGAGUACUUAGAAAUCAAUAUAAUCACAGAUAUGGCUGAUCCACGCUUAAGGCAGCUAGUUAUAAAAACGGGUGUUGUCAAGCGCCUGGCAAAGGAGAAGACUGUUUAUGAGAAGGAAGUGAAAACAGAGUUUGCUCGUCUUGAUAAAUUCAAAACAGACGGCGCUGAUGAACAUGUACUACGCAAGCAAGAAGAGGUGAUACAGGAAUGUCAGAUGAUGUUACCAGACUCAAAGCGAAGGCUACAAAAGGAAUUUGAACUGUUGCAAAAAUUUCUGCAGGAUGAGCAGGAUCUCAAAGAAACAGAGGAAUACACAAAGGCAGCCGAGAUGUUAAGUGAGGCAGAAGCUAUUCUUAAAGCAUAGACCAUCAGCUGCUCCGAUGCCGCCAACCACAUUCUUCCCUGUAUUUGCUU